AUGGAUGUUUGUGGAAGAACGUUCCAGAGGAAGGUCGACCGACGUCGGCACCGUGAAACACGUCCGAAUCCAACGGUGAUCAACGUACGUCUUUUUGCGAAUCUCGCUCUCAGUAUCUCAUUUCAUGGAAAUUUUCGAAUUCAGUCGACUAUCACAGUGCGAGAAUUUGCAACUACAGCGUCAGCAACAGUCGAUUCAACAAUUUCGAAUUUCGACAGCUCACCAAAUACGACGAAUCAACCGGUUCAUUCCGAGAGGACAAUUGAAGAAGAUUUGGACGGCAAUAAUCAGGAAUAUAACGAAUACAGCCCAAAGAAAUCGGGUGUUGUAUCAUUUGAAGCUUCUUGUUACGUCACUGAGAAGCUCUAUUCAUUAAAAAGAAUUAGUGAAAAAGGACAUAGCAUGGAAGAAUUUCUUGCACCGUGCAGCAAACGAUCAAGA
Anisakis simplex (herring worm) is the source of this 441-nucleotide messenger RNA. The record is from the annotation of a GenBank genome assembly. NCBI's taxonomy places the organism in Eukaryota, Metazoa, Nematoda, Chromadorea, Rhabditida, Anisakidae.